Messenger RNA from Fusarium oxysporum Fo47, 930 nucleotides. RefSeq names its product protein CGI121. The transcript has 3 exons. Bases 223 to 816 code for a protein of 197 amino acids. Gene Ontology annotation, biological process: telomere maintenance via recombination; tRNA threonylcarbamoyladenosine modification. Lineage: Eukaryota; Fungi; Ascomycota; Sordariomycetes; Hypocreales; Nectriaceae. The record is from RefSeq and is a predicted model, not a curated record. Gene Ontology annotation, cellular component: EKC/KEOPS complex; nucleus; cytosol.
CUCCACACUAAACUAAACCCAAGAUCGAAACUGCUCAAACCACCAUCACAACGUUACGCACUACCCUUAUCCCUAAGAGAAAAUUAAGUUACGGAAAUCAGCAGAUUUUCCUAAACGAACUUUUGUCCAUAUUCCACUACCAAGAGUUCCAGGUGCUCUUUCUCACUGCCAAGCCAACUACAACGGCUCUAUCGGCUCCCAGGCCCUGGUCAGCAAGCAACAAUGGCUCUCGAAACAGUUUCUCUCGAACACCUGCCAAACUCGCACAAGGUCUACUUUGCCCUGUUCCGUGACGUACAGAAUGCGGCCUUUUUGCACCAGCAGCUGCUUGCUCGGAACCCCCAGUUCGAGUACGCCUUCAUUGAUGCCUCAGUGGUUGUCUCACGGCUUCAAUUAUUAUCCGCUGUGUUUAAGGCUACGUCGACGGCUGUGAAUGGCGCUCUCAGGACUCCAAACAUUCACUCCGAAAUUGUCUGUGCUAUGAGUUCUUCUAAUAACAUUGCUGAUGCCUAUCGUCGAUAUGGUAUCUCUCCUUCUACCAAAGACCUCAUCGUUGUCAAGGUCACAUUCCCUGGAGAAGAUGGUGUUGAGCCCUUGACACAUGACCAGAUUUGGGAACAUCUCAAGACCAAUGUUGAGGGAGAGGCUUUAUCCAUCACAGAUGACCAGAUCUCUACCACCACUGACGUACCAAAGGUGCGCAAGUACUACAAGUUGAAUGGACUCAAGUGGAUGGAUGAUAUCCAAGAUGAAAAGGUCAAGCAGAAGGAGAUCGAGUCACUCGUCAUCGGCGCAAUGGCUCUAAGGGGUGUCUGAAGCACAAUACCAAGUCAAAGCUUCACAAUCAAUCAAAUAAUCAUCGUUAAAGACUAAAACGUAAGUCAUUUCUUCAUCUAUGCUUGAUCUAUCUCGGAUAUUGAGAUGCUAGAC